GGUCCGGUCCGGUCAGGCGGUGCCGCUCGGUGUCGGAAGCGGGCCCGGUGUCGGGGCAGGUCCCGCUAGAGCGGAAGGAGGGGAGGCUGGAGCUGCUUUUCCGCGUUUCCCAGCGCAGGAAUUGCGCAGGAAUUCCGCGGGAAGGCUGGGGGCAGGCGGGGGGAUGGCAUCUGCGGUACCGGCAACAGCGCCGGGGAUGUGUCUGGGGUUUUGGUAGAGGUGAAUUUAGAGUUUUCUGGACAGGAAUUCAGCAGCUCUGGUCCUUUGGGAUUCACUCCCGGUUAGGCUGUGGCUGGGAAUGAGGGAAUGGAACUGCUCCUGGUAAGACGCUGCUCCUGGCUCCUUGUUCUGGGCAGAGGGAUGUCUUGAGGGAGCUACAUGACAAGAAGCCACGAUGUAGGAAACCUGGCUGGCUCAUUAGGCUUUAUUCUGCUUGAUUAAUAAACACAGAGCCACGAUGUCUUCUCAGAGUGACUGCCGAGCCCAGGCACUCACCAAGCCAGCACCUGGGGAAAAAGCAGUGAUAGAACUGGUGGACAGGGUGUUUGGAUUAAAGGUGUCUUGGAUCAGGCCUCUCCCCAGCUACGACGAUCAAAACUUCCACGUCUGUGUCUCCAGGAAUGAAGAUGCAGCUGAAGAUGCUGCUGAGUGUGUCCUCAAAAUCACCAACUCAGAAGACAGCCAGGAGCCUGACCUCAUUGAAGUGCAGACCCAGGCCAUGAUGUUUCUCCAUGCUGAAGGCUUUCCUUCAGCAACCCCUUAUCUCACAAAAGAUGGUAACACGAUGUCUCUGGAGGCAGGAGACACUGGACCUGGCAGCAGAAAGUACAUGGUCAGGCUGCUGACUUACCUGCCAGGUACACCUGUGGCAAAAAUUGCUACAAAUCCUCAGAUCCUCUACGAGAUUGGGAAGCUUGCUGCCAGGAUGGAUAAAGCUCUUGCAGAGAAAUUCCAUCAUGCAUCAGUAAAAAGUCUGCACCGAGGUCAGUUCAUCUGGAACCUGGCAAAUGUUCCCCUCCUGCAUCAGUACAUUUAUGCCUUGGGUCAGAACAAGUACUGUGAAGUUGUGGAAAAAGUUAUCCAGCAGUUUGAAGAAAAAGUGAUGCCAAAGCUAAGCAGUUUUCGAGCCUGUAUCAACCACGGGGAUCUGAACGACCACAACAUCCUGGUGGACUCGGCUUCUGCUUCCCCGGAGGAUCCUCAGUACAGAGUCUCUGGCAUCCUGGAUUUCAGUGACAUGAGCUAUGGGUAUUACGUGUUCGAAGUGGCCAUAGCGAUCAUGUACCUGAUGAUCGAGAGCUCAGACCCCCUGGGGGUGGGGGGCCACGUUCUGGCAGGGUUUGAGAGCAUCCUGCCCCUUACCGCCGAGGAGAGGGGUGCCCUCUUUCUCCUGGUCAGCGGAAGGUUUUCCCAGUCCCUUGUCAUAGCGGCCCACACCGCCCUGCACUACCCGGAGAACAAGGAAUACCUGAUGAUCACCGCCAGAACCGGCUGGAAACACCUCAUGAAGAUGUUCGAGGUGGGGCAGGCAGCUGUGGAGCAGCGCUGGUUUCAGAUCGCCGGAGCCUACGGGCACCACCAGGACCCCUAGGCCGAGGCUUGCGGGGUACGCGCCGGGUGACACUCGACUGCUGCAAUAAAACCCUGGAACG
This is a messenger RNA of Calypte anna (Anna's hummingbird), 1652 nucleotides long. It is a transcript of the gene HYKK, whose product is annotated as hydroxylysine kinase. Gene Ontology annotation, molecular function: amino acid kinase activity. Bases 458 to 1591 code for a protein of 377 amino acids. The transcript is spliced from 5 exons. The record is from RefSeq and is a predicted model, not a curated record. Lineage: Eukaryota; Metazoa; Chordata; Aves; Apodiformes; Trochilidae.